Messenger RNA from Cyprinodon variegatus (sheepshead minnow), 1158 nucleotides. Its product is annotated as zinc finger and BTB domain-containing protein 14-like. The record is from RefSeq and is a predicted model, not a curated record. The coding region runs from base 52 to 774 and encodes 240 amino acids. NCBI's taxonomy places the organism in Eukaryota, Metazoa, Chordata, Actinopteri, Cyprinodontiformes, Cyprinodontidae. The transcript is spliced from 6 exons.
UGACCUUUGUCUCCUCAGGUUGCCUGCUAUGACCAGGACGUGGUGACGGACAUGGAGGCGGAGCCAAAGGAUCUGGGGGCGGAGCAUCACGCCACCCAGACCUUGACGUUCACGGACAGCAUGGGCGAGGUGAAGGACGAGCAGGCGCCCGGCUGGUCUGCGGCCUCCACCGACAUGAAGUUCGAGUACCUGCUGUACGGCCACCGGGAGCCGCUGGCCUGCCAGGCGUGCGGGAAGACCUUCGUGGACGAGAGCCGGCUCAGGAAACACGAGAAGCUCCACUCGGCCGAGCGUCCGUUCGCCUGCGAGAUCUGCUCCAAAGCCUUCACCACCCACGCUCACCUGAAAGAACACCUGAAGAUCCACACGGGCUUCAAACCCUACCGCUGCGAGGUCUGCGGGAAGUCGUUCAUCCGAGCUCCUGACCUGAAGAAACACGAGCGGGUCCACAGCAACGAGCGGCCGUUCGCCUGCCAGAUGUGCGACAAGGUGAGUGCAGAUCCAAGAUGGCCGUUCGCCUGCCAGAUGUGCGACAAGGCCUUUAAACAUAAGUCCCACCUGAAGGACCACGAGAGGAGACACCGAGGAGAGAAACCCUUUGUCUGUCCGUCCUGCACCAAGGCCUUCGCCAAGGCAUCCGACCUGAAGCGUCACGAGAACAACAUGCACAGCGAGAGGAAGCAGCUGAACCCUCUGCAGAGCGACACCGAGACGCUGCAGGCCGCCGCCAUGGCGGCCGAGGAGCAACAUCUGGAGAACAUCAGCUGCUCCUAACAUCAGGAGAACGGCGGCUGAUCCCGACGCCCGGAGAACGGCGGCUGAGGAACUUCUGGUUGAAGUGUAUUUAUACCAAAUGACAGUGAGGUUGCGCGCGUCAGACGUCACGGCGGCGUCCCGCCUGACCUCCGGGUGACCCGAGGAUCCCUGUAGCUUCGGUCUGAACCGGACAGGAACGCCCGUAUUUAGACGGAUUUCCGCUGGGCUCAGUUUCAUGAGCAGAGCGGCGGGUGAUGAUGUCAUCAGAAAGGAGACGUGAUGAAAUAAAGGUUUUAAUGUUUUCCUAACUGGGUGUGAUGCUUCCUGCUGCCCUCAGCUCUGUCUGCCAGGCUUCACUGGCUCUACCCUGCAGGAACCGACAGUGACCAGCAGGCGGAGACA